AGCAGAAGCAAAAUUUCGAUUCGGUGGUCGCAUCAAUUCCGUGCGUGUACUUCUGUCAUCGGUGUGUCCUAAGCUGUGAUAUACUAGUGGAACUGUGUGUCGUUUUUAGCGAAAUCCGGCUGCCAGGGAUAGCUUUCGAUCGCCGGAAGUGCUGUUAGCGGAUUGCUUAGUGCCCCUGGAAUAGUGAUUUUAGUCCAGGGCUGACUGAAGAAGAUUUUCGCCGCUCGUCUACACUGGCUGGCUCUGGUGGAUUUCGUGAGCUGCUGGUGUGAAGCCCUGAGUUUCAGGACUUUCCGUGUGGGUGGGAGUAAACCGCAGGCUUUUUGUGUGCUGUCUGCCCAAACGGGCCCAGAGAAGUUCAUCAGGGGGCCAGCUAUCGCCUGCCUGCAUUCAAGUGUUGUGAUUCUUUGUACAUGUGAAUUGGUGUUUGUUCAAAGAAUUUAUUCCUGUGAAUCUAUCCUGACAUCCUGUAGAAUUUCUGCUCCACAGUUUCUUGAAACCGGAAAAUUCAAGCAUACAUUAAAGUACCGUGUUUGUACCACAACUUCUGAGCCUGAAGCCUGUAGCGAAGUGAACGAUUCGUACGCUCGAGUGUAAAAAUUAUCGAAACGGACUUUGCUUUGCCGCGGACUAGUUGCAAGGUUUUCGAAGAAAAGUUGGAAACUAAGUGCAGUGUGUGUGUAUGUGCUCUAUCAGCCAUCGACUAGAAGCGUUCUGAAUAAGCGAAUCGCUAGAAACCGGAAGGCGAAAGGAGCGACCCAGUGCGAGGGCGAGACUGUUAUCAACCUAGCACCGGAAGGCUUGUAUUUCUCUACACGCUAGUCAACAGUUGUUUUUUUUUGUUCGUAUUGCUGCUAAAAGGUGGAAACAUUUGACCGAAAGAUAAAAUCGAAGCUGUCUGCUUAACGGCAAAACAAAAAUAGUGCUAUCAAGUUUUCUACUUCCCAAUAUAGAACUUUUAUGCCCAAUAAGUGUAGUUCAAGUUGAUGUAUAGUUGAUAAUCGAUUUUUAAACCAAGAACGUAGUGCAAGUGUUUAUUUUUCUACUUCAACGAUAUCGAUAACCAGUGUAGUCCAAACUCAAAGUUAGUAACAUAAGCUGUUUGUUAAGAUAUUCUAAAGUUUCUGAAUAACGCUGUUGAAACGUAUGAGUAAAUGUUAUAGCAUAAUCGAUUCUUAAGAUAAACGUUGGAACCCAACAUUCUAGAACAAAUUUGCAACGUUUGUGCAACUAAGAGAAGAAACAUCUAGUGGGAAACCCUUCGAAGUAAACCCCGUGAACCUUCAUCCCGUGCUAAAUGGGUGAUUUUCUGUAUGGUGGUUCGGUACUGACAAGCGAAUCCUGCAUAUCCGGUCAAUCGCUGCUGGAUACACUGAGUAUUAACAAUCUGCUCAACAUCAAACACCUUGCCGCAAACGGGUCCACUGGAAACGGAAUCACAGCGGGUGGUUUGAGUUCAGAUCUGUCGGACAACGUCAUCGAUAACAAUAACUGCAGCACCAAAUCAUUGAAAUCGUCCAACAUGACUGCAACGAGUUGUGCCCAAAGUGUUGGGGAUAGCACUAUCGACGAAUGUUCUGGGCUUUUGAUAUCCAGCUCCCAGAUUGCAUCGAGUAAUUCGAUUGUCUCGAUUCCCACCAUCACGACCGCCAUCAGUUCUGAGUGUUCGCUUACUGCAUCGAACGUCAAUUCGUUGGCAUUACAGCUGACGACUCCGCAUUCGGACGACGAUACUUCGACCUCUUCACUGCUUAACGGUGGAGGUUCGGUCGCUUCUCCAAUUGCAUCGCUCAACAAUAAUAACAACAACCCGAACGCAACCAACAACAACAUUCUUGUUGAUAGCUCCGAACUACAUCUUCCGAGUGCCGAAGAGCUCAAUCUCAAGGCCAGUGAUCUGGGUUGCCUCAGCGUUUCCUCCGGUUUGAUCAACGGAGGAGGUUCAUCGUCGCACAUGAUCCUUCCACCAAAUGGACUCAACUUUGGAUCCAGUGCUUCUGAUCACUGCAGCCCUUGGUCAACCAGUAUCGAAGACAGUGUAGCGAGCUCGCAUCUAUCCAUGAACGGUGGUCUCGGUGGAUUUCAAAACUUUUCCAGCAACCAUCUGUACAACGGGGCUGCAGUGGCUGCAGCAGCUGCAGCAGCAGCCGCCCAGCAGCAACGCCGUGCCAUCACCGGUGGAUUCCCUCACCAUGGUCUAUCUCCAACAAGCUCCAACCCUAACCACAUGAUGCAGGCUCACAACCUCCAGAACCCUUCCCAACAAUCACAGUUUAAAAACUCCUAUCCAACCUGGUCCAAUCCCUCGUCCUCAACACCCUGGUCCCAGCAACACCAAAAUCAAGCACCGCAACAGCAACAGCAGCAUCAACCAAAUUCCGUUUCAACCUGGAACCGCGGACGUUCCGUUCCCAAUAUGAAUCUUGGCAAUGGAUCCCUAAACAAUAUGCACCCCCGCAACAAACCCCACAACCAAUCCCAACAAUCCCUAUCACCCUACGCCAAUCACCUGCAACAGCAGCAGCAGCAACAACAUCAACAGCAGCAACAUCAACAGCUAUCAGCCGCGGCUGCUCUUAUCAACAACUCGCCGUCCAAAUAUCGGCGGAGCACCUCGUACCCAACGUCUGCUGCGGCUGCAGCUGUCAAAUCUUCGAGCGGCCUGCUCUCGAAUGCUAUCGCUGCGGCAGCCGCUGCUGCUGCUGCCGCCAACGGUGGUGGUGGUGCUUCUUGUUCUUCGUCUAGUGGUGGAAUCAGUGGUGCCAAUGGUAACAAUGGGGCAAACAGUGUUGUCGGUGGUGUUGGUGUUGGAGUGUCCGGUUUCGGCAGCCCGCUGGAUGUGGUCCAGCUGGACGACGCCCGGGAUCCGUUCCUGUCUGCUUAUCAGGACCGCAACACCGGAUUAAGCAAUGGAUUAGAUAUGCGUUCUUUGGAACACUGCCUCAGCGAUAUCAUGCGGAACGUUGGCGACGUCGGAUCACAGCCAGUCGAUCAUCUGAAAGGAUUUUUAAACUGCAACACAAACACGCUACAAUCGUUGGCCCAACUGCAUGGAAAACUUGACUUCCAAGAAUUCAUACCAGGCAAACCGUUCUUCUCCGGUUUGGAUGAACACAUUUCGUCUGAUGAUACCGGCAACGGGGGCGUAGGCGCCGGAGGGUACAACCUCCACGGCGGCCAGAACCACCAUCAACAGCAGCAGCAGCAUCAUCACCACAGCCAGCACCAUCACAACAACCAUCAUCACCAUCACCACCAUCCGGGAGGGCAUCAUCAGCUGGGUACGUUAGGCGGCUCCCCGGCUCGUUCCUCGCCGCACUCGAACGGCUCGGAACCGACGGAACGCUUCUCGCGGAAGGUGUUCGUCGGGGGACUGCCACCGGAUAUUGAUGAAGAGGAAAUCACCACGUCAUUCAACCAGUACGGACCACUAGUCGUCGAUUGGCCGCAUAAAGCAGAAUCCAAAUCCUACUUUCCUCCGAAGGGAUACGCGUUUCUGCUGUUCCAGGAGGAACGCAGCGUCCAGAAGCUGAUCGAAACCUGCCACCCGGAGGACGAUAAGCUGUACAUUACGGUUUCGUCGCCGACCAUUAAAAAUAAGGCUGUUCAGAUCCGGCCCUGGCGGUUGGCCGACGCCGACUACGUUCUGGACGCCUCGAUGCCGCUGGAUCCUCGCAAAACCGUAUUCGUCGGCGGCGUUCCGAGACCGCUGAAAGCCUACGAACUAGCCAUGAUCAUGGAUCGCUUGUACGGGGGAGUCUGCUAUGCAGGUAUCGACACGGAUCCGGAGUUGAAAUAUCCGAAGGGUGCUGGUCGUGUGGCGUUCUCCAAUCAGCAAAGCUAUAUUGCGGCCAUUUCGGCACGAUUCGUCCAACUUCAGCAUGGUGACAUUGACAAGCGCGUGGAGGUUAAGCCGUACGUUCUGGAUGAUCAAAUGUGUGACGAGUGUCAGGGUCAACGUUGCGGUGGCAAGUUUGCACCCUUCUUCUGCGCCAACGUAACCUGUCUGCAGUAUUAUUGCGAGCAUUGUUGGGCUCAGAUUCAUUCGCGGUCCGGUCGUGAAUACCACAAGCCUCUCGUUAAGGAAGGAGCCGACCGGCCCCGGGCAGUACCUUUUCGCUGGUGUUAACGCCAGCCACCGCGAUCAAUAUCGACUGCAGCGGGGCGGAUAGCAGGAUCGUCUGCUUUCGGGCCCGCAUCGUCGACGAGAUCGAGUCACAACCACCAUCACGCCAAUGUCAACAGUCAGCAGCAGCAGCACUCACACUACCACCAUCAUCAACAGCCGCCACAUCACCACCAAUCGGGGGCGGCAGUUGGCAAUGGUAGUAUCAGUGCUGCCGGAACCAUUGGUAGCGCAUUCCAAUGCUUUGGCCAACAGCCAGGGUCAGCCAACUACGUUCCCCCACCGCCAUCUUUUCCCUGGUCGAACAGCAACCCUGGCAACAAUGCUGGGAUCGGCCUCGGUAAUGCCAAAUCGAAGCAUCACCUUGGACGAGUAACAACUUCCGGGGGCUUCCUGGCACCACCACCCACACGAUACAACAAUGGCGGCGGUUCCGGCAACGGUAGCAACGGUUGCUCUGUCGGGCUCAUUUCCAGUGGCAGCGGAAGCAGCAGCCCUUCGUCCAUUCGUUGCAGCGGUUCAAUUGAUCAAGCGCUUGCUGGCACUGGCGUGAAUACGAGUAAUUUCAACAAAAGACAACAAGAAGACAUCCUGAAACAGCAUCACCGGAAGAUGCAACAGCAGCAGCAGCUUCAGCAACAAUCGACAACGGUUCCACCGGCUCUAUCAAUCUCAGCAGCCGCAGUCGCCGCCGCCGCUGCUGCCGCGGCUGCUUCCGGUGGUUCCCUCGGGAAUUAAAACUUUUCAAAAGACGGCGGAGAUUUUUCAUGCGAUUAGCGUUUUAUAUAACCCCCAAGACACUAGGAUUAUUCGUUUUUUCUACAUCUACUUAUAUAAAUAUAUACACAUGAAGUUUGAAACUGUUUCCAAACAAAAAGGAAAACCAAGUACGACUGUGACAAAACAGUGCAGUGAGAAAAAUACAAAAUGUGCGAGCGUGGUGUGUUUUUUUGUACAAGAACCAACUUUCACCGAAUCAUCAUAAUAGAGCAAAUGAAAACUUGAAGUAUUAUGAAAAACUAGUAGUUAAAGAAAAGAUUGAAAUAAAACCAUAAUAUAUAUUCUAUAUGCUAAGAAAUGUAACGAUAAUAAUGUUCUUCGCACUGGUCAGAUUGCAACGGCUAUUAGACGUGGGCGAUCCAGUUACAAAGGGAGAUAACCAUGCAAGGAAGAAAAAAGAUAGUGAAUAUUGUUUACAAUUUGUUCACUUUUUAUAUUGAUAAUGCGUUUUUGUUAACUUUUUGUACGAGAAUAAUCGGAUAAGCGAUUGAAUUAAUAUAUAUUGUAAUACUAUUGAAAUCUAAACCAAAACCACUAGACAGUUUAAACAUGGUGUAACAUGAAAUUAAAGUUUGUAUUCCAUUUGAUAUCAUGCGAGAUUCAAGUGUACAUAAAAAAAAACUAAAAAAUGAGAGAAAACAAAUAAUUCAAAGUUUAAAAAACAAAAAGUAGCGAAAGCCACGCAUGGCACCGGUGAGACGUGAGAAAAAUUUCAUACAAAUCAGUUUUUGUGAUAACUAUUUUUGUAGAAACGAUCCACAUUUUCCGACAAACACUUACACACCAUUCACACUAGGCAUGGACACCCUGGAGGACAACUCGAAUGGACUGUCGAAGGUCGCAUAAAAUUCUCUAGAAAAAAAACUGGGUAGAGAAAAAUAGUUAUUUCUACGAAUAAUAACCAAUUAACUCAAUCGUAAAUAUUAUCGGAAGAAAUUUUAUCAGUACGACAGACUGGUACGAAGAAAUCAUUACGGAUAAAGAAUCUUGUAGGAGGGAAGAAUAUAAUUUUUUAUACGCAAAAGUUUUUUAACUCUUGGUAGUACGAGGAUUCGUUCCGUUAGAAAAAUCAUGAUCCGAUAGAUGGCGGAAGCGCAUGAGAGCGCACAACCGAGUGUCUGUUGUUUUUUAAUGUUUUGUCCGGUCAAAGACCAUGAGAUACUGAAACUGGAUGUUGUUAGCAACUGCAACAAGCUAAAUUGUGUUGAAUUUUAUUUUUCGUUUGUCACUCUAUUGAUCGGACACACACUGUUGACGUUAUUCAUCGAUUCCGUUAAACUUUUUAUGAUUUGUCUAUCCAGCAAAAUCAAGUAAUGAAACCUUAAGAUUACCAAAACCACUUCAUAUAACCCCGACUUAAAACUUACUUGUGCGUUUGUGUACAUAUUUAACUUUUUGAAAACUCAAUCGACACAAUCUAUAAAUUGUUGAGAUAAACAAACAAAAAAACAAACACUGCUCCAACAUUGACUUUCAUUAAGAACUGUACAACAUCGAAAUGCGGAAACCUGUAAUUUUGUAGGCUAAAAGUGUCCACACUACUAGCCUGUGGGUCGAGGAACCGCAUUCGAACUUAAAUUCGAAAAAGACAGAAGCUACAAAUUUGUAUAUAAACUUAAAAAAAAAUCUAUAUAACAAACCGAGAACUAGGAAGUCGCUGAUCGGAUACGCAGAGCGAUAGCGACAGAGAAUUCUAUCAGUAGUUGCAAAUGAAAAAAAAAGAAUGCAUCAUUCACACGAACACUUAGAUAGCAGAAUGAAGAAAAUUAUAAUUAAUAGAGGUAAAAACUAGGUACUAGAACAGAAUCUUCAGAAUCGAAAAGAAAGAAAGAUAAAUCAAACUAGAUUAGCCCAAAACGUUGCAAGUCCGUUAAUCAAAAGCGGCAUAUAUCUCCCAGACGCGGUAGGAAAAACUGACUCGCAAGUGGGACACGCUAAUUCGGUAUUCAUCUGUAUGAUUUUUUGCCUGUUUUUAUUUUUUGUUAGUGUUGCCUACGAUUUGUGAUACGAUAAACGUACGUUUUUUUACGGUCAAAAGCUGGUCAAACAAGUCAAGUACGUGUGAAAAUCUGACAAUUUUUUUUCAUCUUCACCUUUUACAUGUGAUCGUGAGAUUCCGCACGGAGUUGGCUGAGCAUUUUUCAAUUUCGAGGACGUCUUGAAGGGUUCACGUCAUUGGACAGCACUUUGACGAUGUUCGCGUCAUUUUCUGGAACAGCAAGAUCCAAAUCGACAUCCCGAUCAAGUCUUAUUAGUAUUUUUAAUCCAGUUUUAAUCCAAUUUUUUAAUCCAGCUCGACAAUUUAUUUUGUUAAAGCUCAAAGCCAAUUUCUGCACACUUUAUUCUUUUCACACCUCAGAUUUCUGUUCAAAUUUAUGCGAGGAAAGCAAUAUUCAAUUCUAUGAAAAAUAUGUCUUGAAGUUUUUUUUAAAUCAAACUAGAGUUUUUUACAGUAAGAAUUCUAAGAAUUGUUUAUGAUAGAACCAAUUUCGAACUAGCGAUAUCAAAUUUUAUACAGCUGAAGCAAAAUAUUUUUCAAUAGAAACAUCACUUAUCAAAUAGAAAAGAUCAGCCGAAAAAUUUAUCUAUAUAUUCUUACCACCCAAAAGAUCAAACGUUAAAAUAUGUUUCAAGGUUUCGCGCUAUAGAAGUAGCACUCGAGGUAGAAAAAAAUUCACUAGAUUUGCUAACGAAGAGUAGAUUUGAUUAAUUUUCUGAACUAAUUAUACGAAAAGGAAGGAAGUUAAAGACUUUUAUAAAACGGUACGUAGGCAGUUGAAAAAGGUUUGUCUUUCAGUUUGCCUUCGGGAUCUCAGAAAAGCAAUAUGAGUUAGAGUGUUUUAAAAAGAUGAAAUCUACCGUUCAAAUAUUUUACCUAAAAUUAUAGAAAACGAUUCCAGUCGAAAUCAAUUGCAACAGAUAAUUGACCUAACUAGUACUAGUUUUUGCAAAAGUUUUAAGGCGUUUUACCAAAAAAAAAUCCAGCUAAUAGUUCCAUUUCCAAAUCAACUCAUUAUCAUAUGAUUUAUAGCAGUGUUGGUAAAUUCUUAUCUGGCUUUUCUUCUGUUCGAUCAUUCAAAUACUAGACCAUACUACUACUGUUCCAAACGUAAUCUGCAAGUUGGCAUUCCCAUUGAUGACCGAGAACAACUCGAUCAUAGCAGGUUGAUUUUGCGAAGAGACGCGAUCAAAUAACGCCAGAAUGCAGGGUUGCUAAUAUGCCUGAUUUUUCAGAAUGUGACUGAUUUUUUGAGGCUCAACCUGAUAACCUGAUAAGCCUUCAGUAAAAAGAUUUUUUUAAAUAAGCCUGAUUUUUAUUUGUGGAUAUGAUGGAAAAUGAAUAGUACGGAACAGCAUUAAAGACAUUAGUGGAGGUCAAAAUUUAGGUUGAUGACAAAAAAAAGGUCGUCACUUCGACCGAAUUUCCGUCAAACUAUGUAUCCUGAUUUAUAUUUCUCAUGUCCCUAAAUUUUGAGAAAAAAAAUGUUGGCAACCCUGUCCGAAUGCAGGAACACGAAUCGAAGUGAAUCGUAGCGGGUCACGAGCGAUACCCGAUAGGAGCCGAAAAUAAACCGAAACAAACCGAACGCUUUCGUACCUGAACAACAACAACAACAACCCAAA
Messenger RNA from Uranotaenia lowii, 8530 nucleotides. It is a transcript of the gene orb2, whose product is annotated as translational regulator orb2. The record is from RefSeq and is a predicted model, not a curated record. The transcript has 11 exons. NCBI's taxonomy places the organism in Eukaryota, Metazoa, Arthropoda, Insecta, Diptera, Culicidae. Gene Ontology annotation, cellular component: cytoplasm; neuron projection; nucleus. Gene Ontology annotation, molecular function: ribosome binding; translation factor activity, RNA binding; mRNA regulatory element binding translation repressor activity. The coding region runs from base 1298 to 4129 and encodes 943 amino acids. Gene Ontology annotation, biological process: negative regulation of cytoplasmic translation.